Molecule: messenger RNA, 12939 nt
Organism: Chanos chanos (milkfish)
Lineage: Eukaryota; Metazoa; Chordata; Actinopteri; Gonorynchiformes; Chanidae
Gene: dync2h1
Product: dynein cytoplasmic 2 heavy chain 1
Exons: 90
Coding region: 1-12939 (4312 amino acids)
Biological process (GO): microtubule-based movement
Cellular component (GO): axonemal dynein complex
Molecular function (GO): dynein intermediate chain binding; dynein light intermediate chain binding; minus-end-directed microtubule motor activity
Source: RefSeq, a predicted model, not a curated record
AUGCCCCACGGGUCAGAAGAUGUUCGGAAGCAUUUCAUCCUCACUACCACAGGAAACUACUUCGGAAUAAAGCCUUCUCCUUCGCUUUCCGACUGCCAAGAGCUCAACAACUUUUUAGACGACGGCAACGUGUUUCUGCUCGCCGUUCUCAAACAGCAGAAUGACCUACACCUCUCAAACAAGGUUGAAUCUGGUGGCAGUGAGGAGAGUGUGCUGGUGUUUUUUAAACUGCAGCCUUGUGUUAUCACAGAGGAGAACCUGCACAGAACUGUCAUGGUCUCCUCCAUGUUAGAGUCGCCCGUUAACAGCCUGUACCAUGCUGUGCGACAGGUGUUUGUGCCUCUCUUGCUGAAGGAUGAACACUGGAGUAAAUCAUUUGACCCCAAACUUCAAAACCUUCUCACCGAGCUUGAGCACGGCCUGGGCACCGUUGUCCGACACUCUGACCCAAAGCAAUGUGGGAAACGGAGUCUUUCUGAGGAAGACGUUGUCGGAAUCACAAGUCCCUGUGAAGAGUUUCAGUACUGGGCAGAUGUUUGUCAGUCUGCAGAGAAGAACAGCACCAGAGAUAGAGCAGCCCACUUCUCUGAGCUCUUCAGACCCAUACAGAAGGACUACAGCACUCUAGACAGUGUGUCUCUGGUGGAUGCAUUAGAGUUGAUUGACACCACCAGGGACGUGUUGGAUGAUGUUUGGAGGCAGACUGAUCACACCCCCUACCCUGAAGCCCGCAUGCAAAGACUACUGGAUGUCAUAGCUGGUACCCUUGGCCGGUUUGUUCAGAGAAAGUUAAGCUGUGUGAAUCUUUGGGAGGAUCCGUACUCUGCAGUGAGAGAGAAUUUGAAAGCGGGUGUGGCUGUAUGUGAACAGUGGGCGGUGGCCUGUGAACACCUCACCAAUCAAGUAUGGAAACGCUUCUCGCCACACCCAUGGCAAGGGGACAAACAGCGCCCCCAAGAACUGGACAGCCUGGCUCAGCGAUUGGAAGAAAUUGUGCAGAUGCGUGUGGUGCAGGAGAAGCUGAUGCGGAUGUUGUCUGCGGGGAAACAGCAGAGUGUUAGUGCAGAGAGACUAUUCCAGCCUUUUACUGGCCUUAACCCACUACACUACAACCCUUAUACUGAGCCGUUGUGGAGAGCAGCUGUUGAUCAGUUUGACAGGCUGAUUGCACCUGCAGAACAGGAAGUGGCAGCUAAACUGAAGGCCAACAUCAGUGAUGUACAGGACAAUCCUCAGCAGCUGUUGCAGGUGUUUCAGAGACACAGGGAACUGAUUAAACGAUCAGGCAUCAGGAAAUUGCUCCAGUCAGAGAGACAGAACCUGCUUGCCAAACUGCUGGACUACGUCAAAGGUUUGCGCAAUGACUUUGAGAGCCGAUGUCAUGGAGCUCCAGGAGAGAAAUCUGGACCCCCGACCGGCCGGAACCUUCCAGAAGUUGUUAACAACAUUGUUUGGGUCCAACAGCUGCUGCUGAAGGUGGGGGACUGUAUUAAACUGUGUGAGGCGCUGUUGGCCGACUUGUCUGGGCUCCAUUCGUUGCUGCGUUUCUCUGAUGAGCUGCAGGAGAAUCUCCGAGCGUACGCACAGGAGCAGUUUGACGACUGGUCACAUGAUAUCCUGCGUAACCUUACGGACCCAAAGUCAGGCAUCAGUCUGCAGGCCAGUAACCGUGUAAUGGAGUUGGACCAUGUAGAUGGGAAGUUAAAGAUCCAGUAUUCAGACAGACUGGUGACACUGGUGCGGGAGGUCAGACAGCUCUCUGCUCUGGGAUUCACUGUCCCAGCUAAAAUCCAGCAGGCUGCCAACACAGCAGACAAAUUCUACAGAGAGGCCAUCAUUCUCAAACAGGUUGCUCAUUUCUACAACACCAUAGACCAGCAGAUGAUCCCGUCCCAAAAGCCCAUGUUGCUUAGCUACGCUUUAGCAUUCGAGCAGGUUAUAAAGGGUCCUCGCUCCCAGACACGGGAUUCAGCUGGAAAAGUCCAGAUCACCUGGGAUAAUCCUAAAGAGCUGGAGCUGUAUAUCGGAAAACUGCAGACUGCCGCAGAACGUCUCUCCACGGAAAACCGAAAACUCCGCAAGUGGCACGUGGACUUUACUGAGAAGGUGCUGUCACUGAUCAAUGUUGACUUGCUGAGACAGCAGCAGCGCUGGAAAGACGGACUGCAGGAACUCAGACUGGGAUUCACCACACUGGAGUCUCAGGGCUUUGGCAGUGGUGACAUGCGUGCUUGGCGACAGCACUGGAACCAUCAGCUGUAUAAGGCUCUGGAGCACCAGUACCAGCUCGGACUGGAGAACCUCAACAGAAACCUCCCUGAGAUUAACAUCGACCUCACGUUCAAACAGGGCCGUCUACAGUUCAGACCGUCGUUUGAGGAGGUGCGUGCGCGAUAUUACAGAGAAAUGAAGAGGUUUAUAUCCAUCCCAAACCAGUUCAGAGGGGUGUGUGAGGUCGGAGAGGAGCCCAUGUUCAGUCAGAUGAUUGACAGGAACGCCGGCGGCUUCCUCACGGUCUACACCAAAGCCGAGGAGCUUUUCAGCAGACUGCUUCUCGUACAGGACGCAUUCAAGCCAUGGGUGGUGUUAGGCCAGGUCAACGUGGAGAAGCUGGUGGAAACACAUUUGCGGAACGCGCAGGACUGGGAAAGGAACUUUAAAGCUCUCAAAGUCAAGGGCAAGGAAUCAGAGCGAUUGCCUAGUGUGGAGAGGGUUGACUGUAUCACAGUGAACUGUGAGCCUGUGAAAGCUGUGAUAGAUGACCAAGUUCAGGGCCUGUUUGACACCCUGCUCAGUUCCCUCAGAAAAUCCAUCCAGGCGCACACUCAGGCCAUUGAUGUGUUUGUGACUGAGGCCAUGGAGAUUCUGUCCACUCGACCAGACAGUAUCGAACAAAUCGGAGAGGCCAAUGCCAAGCACAGCCAACUACACGCACAGAAACCUGAGAUCCUACAGGAGUUCCAGCAGGCGGAGGAGAAGAACAGGCUCCUGAGGGUGGUGGCGGGUGGAGGAGUGGACUCCAUCACCUCUCUCACUGCCAAAUGGGACAAAUUUCAGCUUAUGAUGGAGAGUCAUCAAGUUAUGAUCAAAGAACAGGUUGGGGUGAUGAGGUCAAAUGUUGAAGGUCGGGUGGAGGCGUACCUUCGUGAAAUGGAGAAGUUCCAUGCUCGCUGGGAGCAGCUCAGACCCAGUGAUGAUGUCAUCGAGUCAGGUGACCAUGAUGCCCUGCAGCAGUGUGUCCAAACCAUCAAAGACAAGAGAGCUGAGUUUGAGGAGUUAGAGGAAAUCCGCAAGAAGCUAGUUGAAGACUGUAGGCACUUUGACGUGUCUCCUCCAGAUUUCUCUGUGGCGUGUGAGGUGGAGAGGGACAUGGCGGAGACCUCUCACAUGUGGGCUCUGUAUGAGGAGUUUCAGCAUGGGCUACAGGACACAGCCAGUCAGGACUGGAUCUCCUUCAGGGGUAAGACACAUGUGUUUGAGGAGUUUUUGUUCGCAUGGCACGACAGACUGAGGAAGAUAAAGGAACACACAACCAUGUCAGUCAAACUACAGAAAGAGGUGGACAAGUACAAGAGUUUGGUUCCUGUGUUGAAGUAUGUGCGUGGAGAACACCUGUCUCAGGAUCACUGGUGUGAUGUGUUCCGAUUGUUGGGAUUACCCAGAGGAACCACACUGGAGCGUCUACUCUUCAGAGAUCUGCUUAACGUCACUCACACCAUCAUCGAUAAAGCCAUGGAGCUUAAGGACCUUAACAGCCGUGCCCAGGCUGAGGUGUCUAUUCGGGAGGCUCUGAGGGAGCUGGAGCUGUGGGGAGCAGGAGCCAGUUUCUCUCUGACUGAUUAUGUGUCGAGUGAGAGGAGCAGUGUGAGGCUGAUAAGGGAAUGGAGGGAUAUGAUCAGUCAGGUGGGAGAUAAUCGCUGCCUGCUGCAGUCUCUGAAAGACUCCCCGUACUACCACAGCUUUGAGGAUAAAGUGGCUCUGUGGGAGGGAAGGCUGGCAGAUCUAGACGAGUACCUGCACAACCUUAACACCAUCCAGAGGAAAUGGGUGUACCUGGAGCCCAUUUUUGGACGCGGGGCGUUGCCGAGGGAACAGGCACGCUUCAAGAGAGUGGACCAGGACUUCAAGUCAAUCAUGUCAGAUGUACAGAGGGAUAGUCGUGUGAUGUCUCUGGUGGUUCGUGCUGGUAUCAGAAACUCUCUGGUCACUUUACUGGACCAACUGCAGCGCUGUCAGAAAUCCCUCAACCAGUUUCUGGAGGAGAAGCGGUCUGCCUUCCCAAGGUUUUACUUCAUUGGUGACGAUGACCUACUGGAGAUACUGGGCCAGGCCACUAACCCGAUUGUCAUCCAGUCACAUCUGAAAAAACUGUUCGCUGGCAUUAAUAGCGUGGAGUUUGACGAGAACGGCCACACCAUCACAGCGAUGAGGUCACUGGAGGGAGAGGUCGUUCCCCUGAGGAAUGUCAUACGCAUAUCUAGCGAUGUUGAGGUGUGGUUGAGUAAACUCGCCACGGAGAUGAAGGAGACUUUGCAGUGUCUGCUGUGUGAGUGUGUGAGCGCAGCUAAGAAAGGAGAGGUGGAUCCGACCCGCUACCCUUCACAGGUUCUGUGUGUGGCUGAGCAGAUCCAGUUCACUGCAGAUGUGGAGACUGCUAUACGCCACCAAAGUCUGCAGCAGCUGGAGGUGGAGCUGAUGGCCAAACUGGAGCACUACACCAGUGUAGAGACCAGUCCAGAGGAGCCAGGGAGCACAGACUCCAGUGUGGUGCAGCUGAAGCUGAAGGCGCUGAUUCUGGACGUCAUUCACAACAUUGAGGUGGUGAAGCAGCUGAACGGGGCUCAGGUCCAUAGUGUGGGUGACUGGGCCUGGAGAAAGCAGCUCCGUUUCUACCUGCACAGCGACCAGCGCUGCUACAUACAGAUGGUGGAUGCUGAGUUUCAGUACACUUAUGAGUACCAGGGCAACGCUGCCAAACUGGUCCACACCCCUCUGACGGAUAAGUGCUACAUCACUCUCACCCAGGCAAUGAAGAUGGGUUUGGGGGGGAAUCCGUAUGGGCCGGCUGGCACCGGGAAAACCGAGUCUGUCAAAGCGCUCGGUGGGCUGUUCGGCCGCCAAGUAUUGGUGUUUAACUGUGACGAGGGCAUCGACGUGAGGUCAAUGGGCCGGAUCUUUGUGGGUUUGGUUAAGUGUGGAGCUUGGGGUUGUUUUGAUGAAUUUAAUCGUCUGGAGGAGGCAGUGCUGUCUGCCGUAUCCACGCAGAUUCAAGCCAUUCAAAACUCUCUGAAGAAUCAGCACAGCACCUGCCAACUGCUAGACAAAGAGGUGGAACUGGACCCUAACUCGGGGAUCUUCAUCACUCUUAACCCUGCUGGCAAAGGUUACGGAGGGCGACAGAAACUUCCAGAUAAUCUCAAACAGUUGUUCCGACCCGUCGCCAUGUCCAGUCCAGAUAACGAGCUCAUUGCUGAGGUCAUCCUUUACUCCGAAGGCUUUAAGGAAGGCAGAGAGCUUGGCCGCAAGCUUGUGGCUAUAUUUAACCUGGCCAGGGAGCUGCUUUCUCCUCAGCAGCACUAUGACUGGGGUUUACGGGCCCUGAAGACGGUUCUGAAGGGCUGUGGCAGUCUGCUCCAACUCCAGAGGAGAAAUGACAGCAAAAAGGUUAGGGAGAGUCAUUUGGUGGUUCAGGCUCUGAGGCUGAACACGAUGUCCAAGCUGACGUUUGCUGACAGCAGUCGUUUUGAUGCUCUGGUGCGUGAUGUGUUUCCUGGCGUGGAUUUCAAGGAUGUGGAGUACGAGAAUUUGAGCUCGGCCCUGCGGGCUGUGUAUGAGGAAGCUCACCUGGAACUCAUCCCCAGUCAGAUGAAAAAGGCCGUGGAGUUGUAUGAACAGCUGCGACAGAGAAUGGGUGUGGUUAUCGUUGGUCCGAGCGGAGCGGGGAAGUCCACUCUGUGGCGUAUGCUGCGUGCAGCGUUGGUUCGAAUGGGUCGUGUGGUUAAACAAUACACCAUGAACCCCAAAGCCAUGCCACGGCAUCAGCUACUGGGCCACAUCGAUAUGGACACACGCGAGUGGUCCGACGGCGUCCUCACCUCCAGUGCCAGACAGGUGGUCCGAGAGCCCCAGGAGGUGAGCUCCUGGAUCGUGUGUGAUGGAGAUAUUGACCCAGAGUGGAUCGAGUCUCUCAAUUCAGUGUUGGAUGAUAACAGGCUACUGACCAUGCCCAGUGGAGAGAGAAUCCAGUUCGGCCCAAAUGUCAACUUUGUGUUUGAGACUCAUGAUCUGAGCUGUGCGUCCCCAGCCACAGUAUCACGAAUGGGCAUGAUCUUUCUCAGUGAUGAGGAUACUGAUGUUAAUUCUCUGGUGAAGUCAUGGUUGAGGAGCCAGCCAGAGGAGAUCAGGGGGAACCUGGAGAGCUGGCUUGGGGAUUACUUUGACAGAGCUCUGGACUGGGUCCUCAAACAAAAUGACUUUGUGGUGGAGACCAGUCUUGUUGGCACGGUGAUGAAUGGUUUGUCUCAUCUGAGUGGUGUGCGUGAACGUGGUCAGUUUGUGGUUGGACUCAUCAGGGGACUGGGCGGAAACCUCAGUCUCAAAUUACGCCAGGAGUUUGCCAAAGAGGUUCUGAGUUGGGCCAGAGAAAGUCCGCCGGACCCUCGGAAACCACUCAACACCUUCUAUGAUGUGAAUUCGGGUCGUUUGGCGGCUUACCAGCCAGAGCAGUCUGAUGUGUUGAGUGUUGAGGAUUUAAACAAUCUGCAGAAACUCCCUGUCAUUCUGACUCCAGACAUGCAGAGGGCGCUAGACUUCUUCUCAGCCUGGCUGUGCUUUGACAACAAACAGCCUUUCUUAUUGGUUGGACCAGAGGGCUGUGGAAAAGGGAUGCUGCUGCGACAUGCGUUCUCCAGUCUGCGGUCCACACAGGUUGCUGUGGUCCACUGUAGUGCCCAGACCUCAUCUCAUCACGUCCUACAGAAACUGACUCAGACCUGCCUGCUCCUCAGUUCCAACGUGGGCCGUCUGUACCGGCCCAAGGACUGUGAGCACCUGGUACUUUACCUCAAAGACAUAAACCUUCCCAAACCAGACAAAUGGGGCACCAGCAGCCUCAUCGCCUUCCUCCAACAGGUGUUGACUUAUCAUGGGUUUUAUGAUGAGAAUCUGGAGUGGGUUGGCUUGGAGAAUAUUCAGAUUGUGGCCUCCAUGUCUGCAGGGGGCGCUAUGGGCAGACACACACUCACAUCCAGAUUCACUUCCAUUAUACGCAUCUGUACCAUUGAUUAUCCAGACAGAGAACAGCUGCAGACCAUCUAUGCCGCCUACCUCCAGCCUGUGCUGCAGAGGAGUCUGGGUAAUCAGUCUGCGUGGAGCUCUGCGGGGCGUGUCCAUCAGCUGGCCGGCUCAUUGGUGCAGGUCUAUGAGCAGGUGAAAGCAAAAUUCACGGUGGAUGAUUACAGUCACUAUCUGUUCACUCCAUGUGUUCUCACUCAGUGGAUCCUCAGUCUGCUCAGAUAUGACCUCACUUCAGGUGAGUGGCAAAACGCUACAGACUCAGUGUUGGAAAUCGUUGCCUGUGAGGCCCGCCGGCUCUUCAGAGACCGUUUAGUGACAGUUAAAGACCUCAACACGUUCGACAACAUCCUGUCCUCAGUCAUCCAGAGUGACUGGGGCUCUGACGUACUCGACAACCUGAUAGACAGUUUCUAUGUGACUUGGGGUGCAUCCCAUGAGGCAGGGAAGAUCACAGGCUCAGGUCAGCCCCUCCCCCCUCACGGUAAACCUCUGGGUCGCCUGGAUUCCACUGACCUCAGAGAGGUCAUUCACAAGGGUAUUGUUCUGUAUGGCCGAGACAAUCGUGAGCUGGACAUUCUGUUGUUCCGUGAAGUCUUGGACUACAUGUCGCGCGUGGAUCGUGUUCUGAGCCACCCGGGCGGAUCUUUGCUGUUGGCUGGUCGCUGUGGCGUGGGCAGACGCACAGCAGCGAGCGUAGUCAGCCACAUGCAUGGAGCGACACUCUUCACACCCAAGAUCUCCCGUGGUUACGGACCCAAACAGUUCAGAACAGACCUGAAAACGGUAAUGCAGUUGGCUGGUAUCGAUGGACAGCAGGUGGUGCUACUUUUGGAAGAUUAUCAGUUUGUCCAUCCGUCCUUUCUGGAGAUGGUCAACAGUCUCUUAUCCUCAGGGGAGGUUCCAGGUUUGUACAGCCCAGAGGAACUGGAGCCUCUGCUGUCCUGUCUAAAAGACCAGGCUGCUCAGGAUGGCGUCACAGGACCCGUCUUUAACUACUACGCUCAGCGUAUUCAGCAGAACCUCCAUAUUGUGCUAAUAAUGGACUGCACCAACAGUAACUUUACCAUUAACUGUGAAAGUAACCCCGCCCUCUACCGCAAGUGCUCAGUACAGUGGAUGGAAGGAUGGUCAGAGAGCAGCAUGAAGAAGAUCCCGGAGAUGUUGUUUUCAAGGUUAUUUGGAGAAGAGGGGGAGAGAGGUUCUGAGAAGGAGCCGAAAAAGAAACCAGCUGUAGCCCAUGCUGAGCUGGCUAACUCGUUCUUGCUGAUCCAUGAUUCAUGUCGUGAGUUUGGGGCCACACCCAGACACUACUUGUCCUUCCUUCAUACCUACGGCUCCAUCUAUGCACACAAACAAACCCAGCUCACCAAGAAACAGCGCCACCUUCAGGCGGGCGUGGCCAAGCUGAAUGAAGCCAAGGCAUUGGUCGAUGACCUAAAGAGACGGGCAGCGGAGCAGAGUCUACUCUUAAAGACCAAACAGGCUGAGGCAGAUGCAGCCCUGCAGGAAAUCACUGUCUCCAUGCAGAACGCCAGUGAUCAAAAGACAGAGAUGGAGAGACUGAAAGGGAGGAUGGCAGAGGAAGUCAGUAAAAUUGAAGAGAGAAAAGCCAAAAUUGACGAUGAACUGAAAGAAGUCCAGCCCCUAGUGGAGGAGGCCCAGCGUGCAGUUGGGAAUAUCAAACCUGAGUCCCUGUCAGAGAUCCGCUCCCUGCGCAUGCCGCCCGACGUCAUCAGAGACAUACUGGAGGGCGUGCUGAGGCUCAUGGGAAUUUUUGACACCUCAUGGGUCAGCAUGAAGAGUUUUCUGGCCAAACGUGGAGUGAGGGAGGACAUUGCUACGUUUGAAGCGCGAAACAUCACCCAUGAGAUCCGACAGAGUGUGGAGGAACUGCUGCACAGGAACAAAGCUUCAUUUGACCCAAAGAAUGCUAAGCGUGCGAGUGCAGCGGCUGCGCCCCUGGCUGCCUGGGUGAAGGCCAACGUCCAGUACUCUCACGUACUGGAGAAGAUCGAACCACUGGAGAGAGAACAGGCCGGGCUGCUGGAAAAUCUGCGUAAGACAGAGAGUCGGAAGAAUAAACUGGAAGACCAGCUGAACAGUGUCGGAGAGAAAGUUCUGGAGCUGAAGCAGAAGUUCCAGUUACGCACAACUGAAGCAGCUAAACUGGAAACAGAGGUGAACAAGGCCCAGGAAACCAUCCAAGCAGCAGAGAAACUUAUUCACCAGUUAGACGGAGAAAACACACGCUGGAAUGCCCAGGUGCAGGAGAUCACUGAGGAGCUGGAGACUCUUCCUAAGCGGGCUCAGCUGGCUGCUGCUUUCAUCACGUAUCUGCCCAAAGCCCCAGAGGACAGGAGGACAGCCAGCCUGGGCCAGUGGAUCGACAACGCAGGACUUCAGAAGUUUGACCUUCGUCAUUUUCUAUGCUCUGAGAGCGAGCAACUAAUGUGGAAGAGUGAAGGCCUACCGUCUGACGACCUGUCAAUGGAGAAUGCCUUAGUCAUACUGCAGAUCAAUGCCAUGAAGUCCCAGAGCUGUAUGUGUCCAUUUCUCAUUGAUCCUUCGUCUCGGGCUACAGAGUGGCUCCGCACUCACCUAAAGGACCAGCGUCUGGAGGUCAUCAACCAACAGGACAGUAACUUCCUGACCAGUGUGGAGCUGGCCGUGCGUUUUGGGAAAACUCUGAUUAUUCAGGAGGUGGAUGGAGUUGAUCCCGUGCUUUACCCCCUACUGAGACGAGACCUCAUCGCACAGGGUCCACGGUAUGUUGUCCAGAUUGGGGAUAAAGUGAUUGACUAUAAUGAAGAUUUCCGGUUGUUUCUGGCGACCCGAAACCCCACACCCCUCAUCCCCCCUGAUGCAGCCUCUAGCAUCACAGAGGUCAACUUCACUACCACCAGGGCGGGGCUAAGAGGACAGUUGCUGGCUGUGAUCAUCCAGCAGGAGAAGCCAGAGUUGGAGAGUCAGAAGACCUGUUUGCUUGAGCAGGAGGAGGAGAAGAAAAUCCAGUUGGCCCAACUGGAGGAGUCACUGCUGGAGACUCUGGCCACAGCUCAAGGGAACAUUUUGGAGAAUAAGGAGUUGAUUGAAUCUCUGAAUCAGACCAAAUCCAGCAGUGCCCUCAUCCAGCAGUCUCUAACCCAGUCGCACCAGUUACAAGCCUCACUGGAUCAGGAGCGAGAUGCUUACCUUCCUCUGGCUGAAAGUGCCAGUAAGAUGUUUUUCGUCAUAUCGGAUCUUUCCAAGAUCAAUAAUAUGUACCGCUUCAGUUUGGGCUCGUUUCUCAGAAUCUUCCAUCGAGCCCUUCAGAACAAGCAGGAGCCUGAGAAGACUGAGGAAAGGAUCGCUACACUAGAGUCCUGUCUGAAGACUAUGGUCUACGAGUAUGUCUCUCGCUCCCUCUUUAAGGCUGAUCAGCUGAUGUUUGCGCUGCACUUCGUAAAAGGAAUGCACCCUGAGCUCUUUCAGGAAAACGAGUGGGAUGCCUUCACUGGGUUAAUCGUUGGGGACAUGGUCAGAAAGACGGACUCCCAGAAGUCUUUGCGGGAGCAGUUUCCAUCCUGGAUCGAUCAGGAGAGACUCACAGCCCUUGCUUUAUUCAAGGUGACUUUUCCUGCUCUGUAUCAGUCACUGUGUCUGAAUGAUGCUGAACUGUGGCGCACCUUCUCAGUUAGCUCCACUGGCGAGUUCCCACCCACAAUCGCCAAGAAGAUCACUCUGUUUCAGCAGGUGUUGGUGGUUCAGGUUAUCAGGCCAGACAGACUGCAGAGUGCCAUGGCAGUCUUUGCCUCACAGGCCCUGGGGCUGAGAGAACUGUCCCCUCCUCCACUCAAUCUGAGGCGUCUCUACGGGGAGACUGUGGAGACAGAACCGGUUCUGGUCAUCAUCUCUCCCGGUGCUGACCCAUCCCAGGAACUCCAGGAGCUGGCCAGUGAGACUGUUGGCAGAGAGAACUACCACGAGGUGGCCAUGGGCCAGGGGCAGGCGGACAUUGCUCUGUCGUGUCUGCGAGAAUGUGUACGCAGUGGAGACUGGCUCUGUCUGAAGAACCUCCAUCUCGUCACAGCAUGGCUCCCCCUACUGGAGAAGGAGCUGAACACAAUGCAGCCCAAGGCUGGUUUCCGUCUGUGGCUAACAGCUGAAGUCCAUCCCAAAUUCCCUCCCAUACUGCUCCAGUCCAGCCUUAAGGUCACUUAUGAGGCUCCUCCCGGACUGAAGAGGAACCUCCUGCGGACCUUGGAGUGGUGGACGCCGGAGCAGGUGUGUAAAGGAGGGUCAGUGGCCAGGGCACAGUCUCUGUUCUGUCUGGCCUGGUUUCACGCCGUCUGCCAAGAGAGACGCAAUUUCAUCCCCCAGGGCUGGACUAAAUUCUAUGAGUUUUCUCUGUCUGACCUGCGGGCAGGAUUUGAGAUCAUAGACAGAUUGUACGAAGGAGGGAAAACGUUUCAGUGGGAGAUUGUGCGUGGUUUAUUGGACAGUGCUAUAUAUGGAGGUCGUAUUGACAACGCGUGUGACUUGCGGAUACUGAGAUCGUAUUUACAGCAGUUCUUCAGUUCUCAGCUUCUCUCAGCCUCACACACUCACUCACAGAGCAAGAGACCCACAGGCUUUCCCCCACAGAUCAGCCUCCCCAACUCCUACAGCAUUGUGGACUACAGGGUGAUGGUGGAGAGUCUUCCUGAUGAUGACAAACCCAGUUUCUUUGGGCUGCCAGCCAACAUUGAACGCUCAGCCCAGAGAACAGUCAGCACACAGGUCAUCUCCCAGCUCAGGGUUCUGAGCCGGUCUGGGCCACCUGGUUCCAAGUUUGACAGAGAGAUAUGGUCCAAUGGACUUUCCCCUAUUUUGAACCUGUGGAAAAAACUCAACCAGGGUUCCUCUAUGAUCCAUCAGAAAGUCUCCCCUCCCAGUGAAAGCCAAGGAUCGCCAGUGCUGUCAUUCAUUCUUCUGGAGCAGUUUAUUGCAAUCCGACUGGUCCAGGGGAUCCACCAAUCACUGGCUGCACUCAGUAAAGUCAUCCGUGGCACAUCCCUAUUGACCUCUGAUGUGCACAAACUGGCUACUGCUCUCCUGAACCAGGAGUGCCCACUGAGUUGGCAGGCAAAGUGGGAGGGGCCAGACGACCCCAUGCAGUACCUUCGGGCUGUAGUGGCCCGGGCCCUCGCUAUUCAGGGUUGGGUGGAGAGAGCUGACAGACAGAGUUUACUGGCGGACACACUGGACCUGUCUGACCUUUUUCACCCAGACACAUUCCUCAACGCUCUCAGGCAGGAGACCGCCAGGUGUGUGGCCUGCUCUAUGGACAGUCUGAAGUUCGUGACAUCAUGGAAGAGUCACAUUGCAGAAGCGAAACUCCAGGUGAAGAUCGGAGGGUUGCAGUUGGAAGGCUGUAGUUUUGAUGGGACUGCUCUUUUUGAGAACCAGCAUGACUCUCCCAGUGUGUCUGCAGUUCCUGUCUGCUACACAGCCUGGAUCCCACAGAGUGUCAGAGGCUGCUACGCCCCAGACGAGUGUAUCUCCUUGCCGUUGUACACCAGUUCGGAACGUGUGCGCGUGGUCACCAACAUUGAUGUCCCGUGUGGUGGGAUCAGGGAUCGGUGGAUCCAGAGCGGAGCGGCCCUCUUCCUGAAACAGCAGUGA